Molecule: messenger RNA, 593 nt
Organism: Pocillopora meandrina
Lineage: Eukaryota; Metazoa; Cnidaria; Anthozoa; Scleractinia; Pocilloporidae
Source: the annotation of a GenBank genome assembly
GGUAAAACACUCACCACGCUCGGCGAUCGAUCUUUCCAUGCGGCCGCCCCUAAAUUGUGGAACGAUCUUCCGGGCUCUAUCAGAAACACCCAAUCUUUAAACAAGUUUAAGAAGGCCAUUAAGACUCUUUUAUUUGCAAAGCUUUUUAAUUCUUUGCAUCUAAUUUUAUAUUUUUACAUCUUCUUAGAGAACAUUUUUCUUUUUAGUUUUUAAUAUCUAUGUAAGGUUGAAUUUUUAACAUUUAAUUGUAAUGCGCAAUUGAAAAUUCUUAUAUUGAUAAUUGCGCAAUAUAAGUCUAUAAAUUAUUGUUAUUAUUAUUAUCAUUAGUAUUAUUAUUACCAUCGGUGUUGACCACCUAUCAAUAAAGAAUCAACAGCUGAAGACCCGUCUUGAGGAGAUGAAAACUUUAAAGGCGCCUGAAGCAUGUUAAAAUUCGAGGCAAAUUGAGAAAAGGGAUACACGAAUGUGCGAAUGAAAGGCAUGCAUAUGAUCUUGUUUUGCUAAUGAAGAUAUUGUCCGCUGAGGAGAAAGCCAGACAGUUGAAAAUUCAAGUUAAAGAAGGAAGAAGAACGUACAAUUACUCAACAAGCUGA